This is a messenger RNA of Moesziomyces aphidis, 1008 nucleotides long. NCBI's taxonomy places the organism in Eukaryota, Fungi, Basidiomycota, Ustilaginomycetes, Ustilaginales, Ustilaginaceae. The record is from the annotation of a GenBank genome assembly.
AUGGGCCUGCGAAGAGUCUGGUCCCCUUGUGCGGCGUCGAGUGGGGCCUGGCUUGAAGCCCACUUCACAUUCAACUCCACGCCUCGGCGGCCAAUCUCACGCCUCGAGGGCCGGUCGCCUCUGACGACCGUGGCCACAGACGUUGUUGACGAGGUGUGCGCCCCCACCAACCAUCCGGAGGGCGUGGACUUGGACUUGCGGGAAGCGGAAAGGAGCACCCGGAAUCCCGGAGCUUCGAUCCCGCUGAUGACGAGCACGUCGCGACGUGCUCGCCUUGGCGACGGGGCUCAGGAGGACGAGGUUGAGGUCAGGGGCGCCAAGGAGCGGUGCCAAGAUUCGCGCGCCGAAAGAUUCGUAGACCCGAACUCUGCCCUCGACGAGUCAACUCAACUCGAUGUUUACGGUAUUGCCGUUGUAGCCGCCCCGUCGAGGCCUCGAAAGGUCGACUGCCGAUGUUGGGUUGACAGCGAUCUACGGGCAUCCACCCCCACUGGCGCAUCCCUACUGGCGCUCGUAAGGGGCGUAAGCCGACAGGCGGCUCCACCGAGCAUGCCGGGAGCGUUCCGCAAUCGCCUCGCCGCGUUUCACGCCACGCGCGCGCCCGCCUCAAACCACGCUACUGCAUCUGCGGCUCUGGCCGUGCGCGUGUGUUUGCUUGAAAGAAAGCGUUCUUUUGAGGGUGGGAUCUACGACGCGCCUAAGCGAGCGACGCAAGGGUCCGCCGACUCCGCACCGCAGCCUCGUUUCCUCGCGUCUCACGUCCCGCAGGUGAUCUUCGAGGCUCGUCAUGCUCAUGACUUUCCGACCGUCGGUCUGUCAACUGGGCUACGUCGUAUCUCCCCUUCAACAUCUCCUUCAGCCGAAAUCUGGGUCCCGUCACCUUCGAGCAAGCUUCCAUUCCUUCUCAACAGCAAGUUCCCGGCAUUGCCGCUUUCAGCACUCUCUCUCACCGGCAGUCAAUCGGGCAUCGGGCAUGAUCCGGAGACGAUAUCUAUAGCAGCCGAUUGA